AUGGACGAAAGGCCGAAGAACAUGGCGAAGGAAUACCCUCAUCUCUACUCUGGGCGGCAUUCAAGGAUGGACUAUAACGUUACCGGUCAUCAUAGUACGGCACUCUCUGAACGCCCUGAGCGCAGCCGUAACGCCAAAGCCCAAGCAAGACAUCGAGCAAAGCGCAAAGCUUAUAUUGAGCAGCUAGAGCAAACUGUCACCAAGCUGCAGACGGCGUUGGGCUUCUCUCCUGACCAAGUCGCUGCACUCCCGCCUCCCUUGAUCAAGAUCAAGGAGCUCGAACAGGAAAAUGCGCGCCUUCAACGGGAAAACGACGAGAUGCGUCGCAUGCUGUCAGACCCGACACGAACCUCGCCACUCGAAUUGACACGGAGGACAUCCAUAACAACAUAUCAAGAAGCAAGAGCCUGCGACCGCGACUUCAAACGACGGAAGACCGGUAUAGAUGAUCUUUACCUGAGUCCGACCGACCCCACACCCCACAACCCUGACAUCGCCCGCCCUCCUCCUCUAACAAUUCCACAAUCCAUGGCUCAUAGCAGCUAUUCGAGCAUGCCUCAUUCCGGCGCCCACUCAUCGCAAAACUCUGCGCCUAUGUUCAGCAUGCACGCGUCGUCUUUCCAAAUGCCAGAUACGCCGUCUGGCUCAAGUUCGACCUCAAGCCCACCGUUCUCGCCCGCCCAAAUGCAACAGACGUCGCACUCUCCCGUCCAGCAGCGACCUUCAAUGCCCAGCCAUCAGUAUUAUGGCUCCGUCAAAAUGGAGGAAGACAACUACGCGGUACGCCGCCAGAGUUCUUACUAUGUUGCUCCGGAUUUGACAGACUCUCAUAGGCUUCCAAUCACCAUCACCAUGCCCCACCUCAGCACUCUCAACAUCAGCAUCAACAUUAUCCCCUGCCAAAUUCCUAUGGCCAUGCGGCAACGGGAAACGACAUGGACACAUGGCACGCGUAUUCGUCGGGGCGACCAAAUCUUCAUCGCUGAGUCCCAUCUAUUGUCGUCUAUAUAA
Molecule: messenger RNA, 1011 nt
Organism: Pleurotus ostreatus (oyster mushroom)
Lineage: Eukaryota; Fungi; Basidiomycota; Agaricomycetes; Agaricales; Pleurotaceae
Exons: 5
Coding region: 1-1011 (336 amino acids)
Biological process (GO): regulation of DNA-templated transcription
Molecular function (GO): DNA-binding transcription factor activity
Source: RefSeq, a predicted model, not a curated record